GCCAGUAUUUCCACAGUAACCGCAGUUGACUGUCGAAUUUCUCGUGUGGUUCGUCGCGCGUUUUUACACAAUUUUAUAAGUAGAUGUGCGGUUAGUUGUGCGCAAAUAAGGGCCAACGAGAUGAUCCCUACGGCACGUGUUUCUUUGAAAUAACCCGCGACAAAGUGUCUAAUUCAACAUUUAUAACGUGAAUGUAUGACCAUUUUUAAGUCGAUCUUCAACAACUCACCCAGGUGAUGCAUCUACCAGUUCCGGUGCAAACUUGCAACGUUUCAGAAGAAGCUUGGCCGAAAUCGACCAUGGCUGAGCCUGCUUCAGUCUACCAAAACCCAGAUUUCUACUGGUUCGAACACCGAGUCCACGAAGUGCAAUCCGAACACCCCGGCGAACUUGUCCGAACCGGUAGUCCGUAUAUUUUGUGUACACAGUUACCGACGCAUUGGCGAUCGAACAAAACUUUACCAGUAGCGUUCAAAGUGGUAGCAGUGGGGGAUAUAGGGGAUGGAACCGUCGUUACGGUACGGGCGGGGAACGACGAAAAUUGUUGUGCAGAACUUAGAAAUUGUACGGCUGUUAUGAAAAACCAAGUGGCUAAAUUUAACGAUUUAAGAUUCGUCGGACGAAGCGGUAGAGGUAAAUCGUUUUCAAUAACAAUAACGAUUUCAACGACUCCCCCUCAAGUGGCGACUUACAACAAAGCCAUUAAAGUUACCGUUGACGGACCACGUGAACCUCGCUCAAAAACUAGUGUACAACAUCAAUCGUAUAGGAACGUAGGUUUAGGACAAAGACCCUUUUUGGAAUCGACGCCCUUUUCCCCAUUAAGGGAUUUGGAGAUGUAUAAAAACAAAAGUGUACGACUGUCGCAAACUGUUGAUGGACCCUUAAAUUCGUAUAAACAGGAAUCAUCAGAUGACAACCCGAGCAGUACGACACAUUGUCCUUCGAGUACUUGGCCUGAAUAUACAAAUUCGUAUGCCCCGUAUAGUCCGCAAACAAAUUAUGACCCGCAUCAAGAUUCAACGUACGCUACUCACGUACACCUCCCGACAGUUCUUCCAGAUUCGAGUUCGAACGAAUACAUCACAACGUCCCUGACGUCACCGCCGCCGAUAUUCAACAGUGCCAAAUCAGAUUUAGAUAUGAUAAGCACGAGGUAUCCCGACAACAACUCCUAUUGUCCCAACAAUUGGUCGGCGAACCCAUCGGCGUACAACAACAAUUAUUACAAUCACACCUACAACCAACAACAGUAUUUGAAUCCGCCGACGAUGGUGGUUUAUCCCUCCCUUUAUUCGACUGUGAAUCAAAGCCAAAUACAUUUUCAUCUACACGCACCCAGUGAUAAAUUCGAUCCUUAUAAAAACGAACCUUAUAUUAAGGGCGAGCAAUAUUUAACGGAUAGUAAUGCUCUGACGAACCCUCAAAGGGUAGAAACGGUGCAAAAUAGUGAUGUAGUGCACGCACACGUGGAUCCUUUAAGGAUCGAAGAAUCGGAACGAACCGCACAAUCCCAAAAUGAUCCUUCGGUGUGGAGGCCGUACUGAUAUAUUUUAAGUUUAUUUAUUAUUGUAAAAUAUAAAAUUAAGAUUUA
Messenger RNA from Diorhabda sublineata, 1594 nucleotides. Its product is annotated as runt-related transcription factor 3-like. Gene Ontology annotation, biological process: regulation of DNA-templated transcription. Lineage: Eukaryota; Metazoa; Arthropoda; Insecta; Coleoptera; Chrysomelidae. Gene Ontology annotation, cellular component: nucleus. The record is from RefSeq and is a predicted model, not a curated record. The coding region runs from base 237 to 1547 and encodes 436 amino acids. The transcript has 6 exons. Gene Ontology annotation, molecular function: DNA-binding transcription factor activity, RNA polymerase II-specific; RNA polymerase II cis-regulatory region sequence-specific DNA binding; ATP binding.